This is a messenger RNA of Daphnia pulicaria, 1604 nucleotides long. Its product is annotated as predicted GPI-anchored protein 58. The transcript has 3 exons. The coding region runs from base 630 to 1535 and encodes 301 amino acids. NCBI's taxonomy places the organism in Eukaryota, Metazoa, Arthropoda, Branchiopoda, Diplostraca, Daphniidae. The record is from RefSeq and is a predicted model, not a curated record.
CCUCAACCGCUAAACAAUCGAUUCAUCCCGGUAUUUCCGCAGUUAUUUAAAUUUUAAAGCAACUGGUUCGUUCUAGUAAAGAGGACAUGAUGUGUCGACAUCUUCGUUUUCACUCGCCCAAAGUGAAAGGUAAGAAAAAGUCCUUCAUGCUCGUAGAAUUUUAAAUGAGUUGCGGAAAAACGAAAAAUUUCGGCGCCACUAAAAUUUUGUCUUUAAAAAUUUCCCCUUCAAAUCUCGUGCGUCAAAUGGCUAAAAAAUUCAACAAGAAAUAACCACCAAGGACAGAGCUAUAUUUCGUACUAUUUCCUGUCAUAGUGACACGAGUCCUUGACAACAAUUAGCGAUGGAUGAUUUCCGACGUUGGCGUAUGUAGCCUUCGUUGGGCGCCGAUUACCCCGUCGGAAUACUAACGCAUUGAAUCUACUGUAUUUGGAUUUUUACUUUCGUCAACUCACAAUCACGAGUCACAAACUUUCACUUUGGUUUUUCUUCCGUUUCUUGUCAAAGUUGGGACAUAGCCGGACACUUCACUUUUGAUCCCAGAUGAGUAUAAAAGGUUGAUUAGGUUAGCCGUUUUCAAGACACUCGUCAGUGCGGAUCGAAAGUUGAUUUGUCACGCUAAAAAUUUUAUGCAGACCAAAAGGAUGAUGUCGUUUCAAAAUUCCGUUAUUCCAGUUACUCUGGCCACUUGUUACAGUGUUUUGUUGCUGGCGGAAGCCAAACCGUAUGGUGGAAUGAUGCCAUCAGCUCCCAUAGUUGACGCUUCGCCCUGGAUGCCUAUUGCUCAACCCAGUUACUAUUCCGGCGGCUACAACUCUUACCAACCUUCUUAUGGAACCCGAGUUGCGCCCCUACAAACAAAAUCUCGUGCUAUUUCACCGACUGAUCCUAAACCUGAAGCUCCUGCUCCUGCAAGUCAAUGGGUUCAGCCAAAUCCUGCAACUCCUGAAGCCCCUGCCGCUCCUGCCGCCAGCCCGUGGUUUCAACCUCCGCAAAUAUCUGAAGCUCCUGCUCCUGCCAGUCAAUGGGCUCAACCAAAUCCCACAACGCCAGAAGCUCCUGCCACCAGCCCGUGGGUUCAGCCAGCUACCCAAAAUUCUGAAGCUCCUGCCGUCAGUCAAUGGGCACAACCAAAUCCGACAAUACCUGAAGUUCCUGCCGCCAUUCCGUCAGCUUCUCAACAGUGGGCUCCAGCUGGUGCAGCUCCAGUAGUUCCUUUUUGGAUGAGUACUCCUAAUAGUUCUCCCAUGUCUCCACCACCACCUGUUGCUGACCCAACAGUUGACGUUCCAGCAAUCACUUCUCCGCAAACGGAAAACGCACCGGUUCUUCCGCAAUCACCUCCACCUGCAGUGCAGCCGGAAAAUGGUGAUGCUAAUGUAAUUUUUAACUCAGUUCAAGUAUCAGUCCCCGCAGUACAAGGUUCGGGACAAGACAACUGGCCCGAAACUCCACGAAUGGUACCGGAGGCAGACAAUCUCCCCGCUUUACCACCAGCCACAUUCGGUCAAUUUGCUGUUCAGCCAGCCCGCUAAACACAACUUUUAUAAGUUUGUAUCUAAAUAACCUUUUAUUAUGACUGUAAAUAAAUUGCGAUUCAUAAA